GGACCCUGCGCGAGAGAAGUGCGGCGGUCGGACUAGAUUCAGCCAAGAUGUGCGAGCUCGUUCUGGCGUUUCUGACUAUAACGGGAUUAUUCCACGUGGCGUGGACGGUGGCACCCGUAGGGGCUGGCAAAGAGGUGUGUGAUGAUGGGGAGUUUCUGUGUGCCGAUGGGAAGGUGUGUGUGUCCGAGAGCUGGCUCUGUGAUGGCGAAGCAGACUGCCCGGAUGCCUCAGAUGAAUCAUUCUUUCAGUGCCCCCAGCGACAGGCUAAGGUGACCUGUCCCCCGAACCACAUACAGUGCGUUGGCACGCGCAGGUGUGUGCCGUUCUCCGGGCUGUGUGACGGCGUGGACGACUGCGAGGAUGGCUACGACGAAGGCGUCCACUGCCGAGAGCUAGUGCAAAGCUGUGUGGAGCGUCAGUGUGAGUUCGGCUGUGUGAUGCUGAGGACCGGAACAGCAUGUUACUGUGGAGACGGUCUGCUGCUGGAGGAGAAUGGGAGGACAUGCAGAGAUCGUGAUGAAUGUGGGGUUUAUGGGACAUGCAGUCAGACCUGCACGAACACGCUGGGCUCAUACAGAUGCGGUUGCACAGAUGGGUUCAGCCUCCAGGCCAACAGAAGGUCCUGCAAAGCCAGAACGGAUCCUGGGGAUCGGCCUCCAGUGCUGCUGAUGGCGAACCCGAACUCCGUAUUAGUGACCCACCUAAACGGCUCGUCCGUGCCGAACACGAAGGCCCUGGACACGCAUGGCACUGAGACUCUGGACUUCCUCCACCGGGACGAGACGGUCUGCUGGAUUUCAGCGACCAAACCCGCGGGCCAGCUAUGGUGCGCCAAGAUGGUCAAACUUAAAGGAAUCUCAGAGAAACGGCAGAUAAGGAUAAGUCAGAACCUGCAGAACGUGGAGCACAUGGCGAUAGACUGGCUCACGGGCAACUUCUACUUCGUGGACAGAGUGAGCGAUCGCGUCUUCGUCUGCAGCGAGAAGGCGGACGCAUGCGUGACGAUCGUAGAGCUGGACCUUCGGAACCCCAGAGGGAUAGCCCUGGACCCACUCAUGGGAGCGCUGUUCUUCACCGACUACGGCGACGUGGCCAAGCUGGAGCGUUGUGCCCUGGAUGGCUCGGAGCGGCGGCGUCUCGUCCAGGCUGGCACGGAGCAGCCCACGGCGCUGACCCUCGACCUCGUGCAGAAGCUUGUCUACUGGGCUGACGCCUACCUGGACUUCGUCGCCGUGGUGGACUACGAGGGCAGGAACCGGCACACGGUCGCCAGAGGGGACUCGGUGUCACACCUGUACGGAUUAGCGCUCUUUGAAGAUUACCUGUUCGCGACCUGCCUGGAGCCCUCCCGAGGCGGCAAGGUGGAGGUUCUGAGGAUAAACCGCUUCAACGGCAGUGACGCGCAUGCCGUACUCACACUGGAGGCUUCUAAAGGAGUGCGAGUCUAUCACAAGCUCUCGCAGCCCACAGUCCGAACGCACGCCUGCGACGCGGACCAGCACGGCAAGGCUGGCGGCUGCGCACACGUCUGUCUCCUAGGCAACAGCUACAAGUCCCGCGUGUGCCGCUGCCGCGCGGGACAUGUGCUCGCCAGCGAUGGAACGUCCUGCAAAAAGUUGAAGGAUGAGCUGUUUCUCUUCUACGGGAAAGGUCGCCCGGGGGUCAUCCGGGGUUUUGGGGCGAGCGGCGAACGGGGAGACGAGAACCUGUUCCAGGUGGAGGGUCUGGUGAGCCCGCGCGCCCUGGACUUUCACGCGCCCAGUGGCUCCGUUUACUUUGCCGACAGCACCAGCUUCUUGAUUGGCAGGGAAAGAGUAGAUGGAACGGGCCGGGAGACGCUACUUAAAGACGAUUUAGAUAACGUGGAGGGGCUGGCAGUGGAUUGGCUGGGUAACAACCUGUACUGGUCGAGCGAUGGCCACAGGAAGGCGAUCAGCGUGGCACAUCUGGAAGGGGCAGCGGAGAGCCGGAAGACUCUGAUACAGGGUGACAUGUCUCACCCCCGAGCCAUCGCCGUUGACCCCCCCGGCGGCUGGAUGUACUGGACAGACUGGGAGGAGGAUGAGGUGAACGACAGCAGGGGGAUAAUCGAGAAGGCUUGGAUGGACGGAUCCCACCGCGGGUCCUUCGUCUCCUCCAGCGUCCUCUGGCCCAACGGUCUGACCCUGGACCUGCCCGGCAACACCAUGUAUUGGUGCGACGCCUACUACGACCACAUCGAGAAGAUCCACCUCAACGGCACCGGCCGGACUGUGGUGUACGACGGGAAGGAGCUGAAUCAUCCGUUUGGGAUUUCACAGCACGGGAAUUACAUUUUCUGGACAGAUUACAUGAACGCCUCCAUUUUCCAGCUGGAUAUGCUUUCCGGCGAUGUCACACUUCUAAGACGGGAGAGCCCGCCCCUUUUCGGACUCCAGGUGUACAAUCCACAGAAACAGAAAGGUAGCAACGCGUGCUGGGUGCAGCACGGCAGCUGUGAUGGGUCCGCUCUUUGUCUGGCUGUGCCCGGGGGCCGUGUGUGUGCGUGUGCAGACAGUCAGCACCUGCUGAAAGACAACCUCACCUGCUCACCCUCAGCAGCAGUGUCCAGGCCUAAGCAGUGCGGUCCAGAGGAGUUCCAGUGCGGGAACCAGCGCUGCAUCCAGCUCUCAUGGCGCUGCGAUGGGGAUGAUGACUGUUCGGACGGCAGUGACGAAGAACCCCACCUCUGCUCGAACCGCAGUUGCCCCCAGGACCAGUUCCGGUGCCGGAGCAGCCGCUGCAUUCCUAAGAAGUGGCUAUGCGACGGAGCAGACGACUGCGGCAACAACGAGGACGAGUCCGACCUCACCUGCUCCGCUCAGACGUGCCAGGCCGGGCAAUUUUCCUGUCAAAACGGGCGGUGCAUCCCCGAGAACUGGCGCUGCGAUCGAGACGACGACUGUGGGGACCAGUCAGACGAGCCUUCCACGUGCGAUUUUCCUACGUGUGCUCCUCUCACCCAGUUCAGCUGCACCAACGGCAGGUGCAUCAACAGCAAAUGGCACUGUGACUCUGAAGAUGACUGUGGGGAUAGGAGUGAUGAGGUGGGUUGUAUUCAUGCGUGCUCAGUGGCCCAGUUCCAGUGCACCAGUGGGAAGUGUAUACCAGAACACUGGUUGUGUGAUGGAGACAACGACUGUGGAGACAUGAGUGAUGAGAACACCACCUGUACAGGAACAGCACUUGCCUCUGUUAGCGACUGUAGCGAGGAGGAGUUUCAUUGCCGUGGUGAUGGCACAUGCGUACCGGAGAGGUGGCGUUGUGAUGGCGAUAAGGACUGCGAGGAUGGGAGCGAUGAGACCACAUGUGAGGGCGUUCGAAGGGCAUGCGACCCCAAGGCAAAGUUCACCUGUCUGGGCUCAGGGAAGUGCAUCUCAAGGAGCUGGCUGUGUGACGGCGAUCAGGACUGUGAGGAUCUGUCUGACGAGGUUGGGUGUGAAAGUGUGGUGUGCCGAGCCCCCUACUUCCCCUGCGCAAAUGACUCGUCGGUGUGCCUGCACCCGGAACGCAUCUGCAACGGGCGGCGGGACUGCGCCGACCACUCUGAUGAGGGCCCCUUCUGUGAUGAAUGUGCCAUGGAGAAUGGUGGGUGUAGUCACGGCUGCGCGGUGGCUCCGGGGAGAGGGGUGGUGUGCUCGUGCCCUCCGGGCCUCCACCUCGGCUCGGACGGGCGGAGCUGCGAGGUGCAGGACUUCUGUUCCGCUCACUUGCGCUGCAGUCAGGUGUGUGAGCAGCAUAAGAGCACCGUCAAAUGCUCCUGCUACCCAGGCUGGAGACUGGAGCCAGAUGGAGACAGCUGCCAGAGCCUAGACCCGUUUGAGCCGUUCGUGGUGUUCUCCCUCCGGCACGAGAUCCGGCGCAUCGGUCUGCGCACGGGCGAGUACACCCUGCUGGUGCCGGCACUGCGGAACACCAUCGCGCUCGACUUCCACUUCCAGAAUAGGCUGCUGUACUGGACGGACGUGGUGGAGGACCAGAUCUACCGCGGGAAACUGGCCGACAGCGGAGGGGUCACGGGGAUCGAGGUGGUCGUGAAGCACGGCCUGGCCACCCCAGAGGGGCUGGCCGUGGACUGGAUAGCGGGGAAUCUGUAUUGGAUCGAUAGCAACCUGGACCAGAUCGAGGUGGCCAAGCUGAACGGUGACCUGCGCUCCACCCUCAUCGCUGGGGGCAUGGAACACCCCCGCGCCAUCGCCGUGGACCCUGGACAAGGAGCUCUGUUCUGGACCGACUGGGACGCCAUGAUCCCUCGCAUUGAGGGCGCGUCCAUGAGUGGCUCCUCCCGCCACCUGGUUUACAAGGACAUGGACGCAGGGGCGUGGCCCAAUGGACUCACCCUGGACCACGUGGAGAAACGGAUCAUAUGGACGGACGCCAGGUCCGACGCCAUUUACUCGGCUCUGUACGACGGCACUGGCAUGAUUGAGAUCCUGCGCGGGCAUGAGUUCCUGUCGCACCCCUUCGCUGUGUCGCUGUACGGGGGCAGCGUGUUCUGGACGGACUGGAGGACCAACACCCUGACCAAAGCCAGCAAGUGGACGGGCGCCAAUGUGACCAUCAUCCAGAAGACCGUCGCCCAGCCCUUCGACCUGGAGCUCAUCCACCCCAGCCGUCAGCCCCAGACCCCUAACCCAUGUGAAAGAAAUGACGGGCGAGGCCACUGUUCUCAUCUGUGUCUGAUCGACUACAACGGCGCCGCCUCCUGUUCUUGCCCUUACCUAAUGAAGCUCUCUGCAAACAAGCACACCUGCCAAGUUGUAAAGAGAUUCCUGCUGUAUGCUCGGAGGUCUGAGAUUCGAGGGGUGGACAUAGAGAACCCCUACCUGAACGUCAUCACGGCGUUAACAGUGCCCGACAUCGAUGAUGUCACAGCCAUGGACUAUGAUGCGAAGGACGAGCGCAUUUACUGGGCUGACGUCAAAACCCGGACAAUAAAGCGCACAUCAAUUAAUGGGACCAAGCUGGAGACAGUCAUGUCUGGAGAUCUGAUGACCGUGCGGGGGCUGGCUGUGGACUGGCUGUCCAGGAACUUGUACUGGAUGAGCUCCGAUGGCGACGACACUCAGAUCAGCGUUGCGCGUUUAGACGGCUCCCUGAGAACCACCGUCCUCCACGGGGUGGACAGACCCAAGUGCCUGGUUCUUCACCCAGCCAAAGGGAAGAUGUACUGGACGGACGGAAACACCAUAAACAUGGCCAACAUGGAUGGCACUAACCACAAGAUCCUACAUCAGAACCAGAAGGAACCCGUCGGCCUGUCCGUUGACUACCCUUCCAGCAAACUCUACUGGAUCAGCUCAGGGAAUGGCACCAUUAACAGAUGUAACCUGGAUGGGAGUGGCCUGGAAGCGAUCGACACUUUAAAGAAGGAGCUAAUGAAGGCAUCAGCGCUAGCUGUUAUGGGGAGCAGGCUGUGGUGGGCGGACGAUGUACUGGCGCAGGUGGGCACCGCGAGCAAGAGAGAUGGACAGAACAAGGCUGUUCUCAGGACCAAGACCCACGGGGUGGUGCAGCUCAGACUCUAUGACAAAGAUGGGCAGAAAGGUGAGAACCCGUGUGCAGUAAAUAACGGGGGUUGUUCCCAGCUCUGCCUGCCAACGUCGGAGAACAGCCACACCUGCACAUGCACGACAGGCUACCGACUCCGGCCGGACCGCGCCACGUGCCAAGGAGUGGGCUCUUUCCUGCUGUUCUCCACUCACGAGGGGAUCCGGGGCAUCGGGCUGGAUCCCGGCGAUGGCGGUGACGUGCUGACACCCAUGUUGGGCACCUCGCUGGCGGCCAGCUUGGACUACCACGCAGGGAACGACACCUUGUACUGGACGGAUUUGGGCUCCAACAAAAUCUCCCGCGCUGCCCGGGACCAGACCUGGAGGGAGGUUGUGGUGGGCGGCGGCGUAGGCGGGGCCGAUGGCCUGGCCGUGGAUUGGUUGGCUGGUAACCUAUAUUGGACGGACCACGGCUCGGACCUCAUUGAGGCGUCCCAGCUGGACGGCCGGCACCGGACCACGCUGAUCUCCGACGGGCUGGACCAGCCUCGGGCCGUUGCCGUUCACCCGCUCAAAGGGAUCCUCAUCUGGACAGAAUGGGGCCAGAACCCCAGAAUCAGCAGAUCCCGUCUGGACGGGUCGCGGCGGACGGUCCUGGUCAGCUCCGGAGUAGGCUGGCCCAGCAGCGUCUCCGUCGACUACCAGGAAGACACGUUCUACUGGUGUGACGCUCGCGCCGGAAAGUUGGAGCGCGCCAGCCUGGACGGCGGCGAGCGUCGGGAGGUGGUGCUGGCGUCCGCAGACCUGCUCUCCGUGGCCGUCUUCGGCCCUCACCUCUACUGGACUGACAGGGCCUACGCCAACGGCUCCAUCCGCCGUGCCCCAAAGAGCAACGCCACGCACGCCAGCACCAUCCGGAGCGGACUGGGCCUCAGCCUGCGGGAUGUGAAAGUGUUUAACCGGGCCCGGGAGAAAGGCACGAACCCGUGCGGCCGGGGCAACGGGGGCUGUGGGCAGCUCUGCUUCUACCUCGGCGAUGGCGUGAAGACCUGCUCCUGCGCUCACGGCUCCCUGGCGCCGGACGGCCACGCCUGCCUCCCCUACGGCGGCUACCUGCUCUUCUCCGAGCGGAGCGUCCUGCGCAGCGCCCACCUGGACCCCCGCGCCCGUCACGGCGCGCCCGUCCGCCCCUACGAGAACCCCGCCUACUUCAAGGACAUCGUCGCGCUGGCCUUCGACCACGGUCGGGGCGCCGGCGGCACCAACCGCAUCUUUCUCAGCGACGUGCAUUAUGGGAACAUCCAAGUGGUCCAUGACGACUGGACCGGCCACCGCGUGCUGGUCGGAGAUGUGGGAUCGGUGGAAGGCCUGGCAUACCACCGUGGCUGGGACACCCUGUACUGGACGAACCCCGCGAAGGCCACUAUCACGCGCCACACGCUGGACCAGUCCAGAGCUGCCGCCUUCCGCCGGCAGGCCGUAGUGCGCAUGGCUGAGGACGACCGCCCGCGCGCGCUUGCCCUGGACGAGUGCCAAAACCUCAUGUUUUGGACUAACUGGAACGAGAAGAGGCCGGGCGUCCUGAGAUCGACCCUCUCGGGGAGGAACGUCCGGCUGGUUGUUAGCGAGCGCGUCCUCGCCCCUAAUGGGCUGACCAUUGACCACCACGCCGAGAAGCUCUACUUCUCCGAUGACAGCCUAGGCUCUGUGGAGAGGUGUGAUUACGACGGCUCGCACCGAUACGUGAUUCUGAAGGGAAAGCUAGGAACGUUCUUCGGUCUGGUGGUUUACGGAGACUUCCUGUUCUGGUCGGACUGGGAGCGGAGGGCGGUCAUGCGUGCCGAUAAGCUAACCGGAGCAGACAUGACGGUUGUCAUAGGCGACCUCCUUCAGCAACCAAUGGGCAUUGCUGCUGUGGCCAACGAUACACACAGCUGUGAGUCGUCCCCCUGUCACGUGAAUAACGGAGGCUGCCACGACCUUUGCCUCCUGACCCCGAGCGGCACGGUGACCUGCGGAUGUCGAGGGGAACGGAUGUUACUGGAUGAUAACAGAUGUGUAUCUGCGAACUCAUCCUGCAGCCGUCGCUCGGACUUCGAGUGUACAAACGGAGAGUGCGUCGACUACCAGCUCACAUGCGACGGCAUCGCCCACUGCAGGGACAAGUCAGACGAGAAGAGGCAGUUCUGCGACAACCGCAGCUGCAGGGAAGGGUAUAAAUCCUGCUACAACCAGCGCUGCGUGAGCGGCAGCCGCUUCUGCGAUGGGAUGGACGAUUGCGGCGACGCGUCCGACGAGGCCUUCUGCAACAGUUCAUCGUGCUCCGUCUCGGAGCACCAGUGCGGGGACGGCUCGUGCGUUCCACAGACGGCCUGGUGCAACCAGAUCGUCGACUGCGCGGACGCUUCUGAUGAGAAGAACUGCAAUGACACGGACUGCGUGGAUUACCACCGGCUGGGGGUGCGCGUGAGCGGCGGCACCUUCGUCAAGUGCAACUCCACGUCUCUGUGCGUGCUCCCUCACUGGCUGUGUGACGGUGCCGACGAUUGCGGCGAUUACUCCGAUGAGACCCACUGCCGUGCCUCCGUAGGCCAGGCGUGUGCGGAGGGCCAUUUGGCGUGCCCCAACGGUGCCUGCAUCUCCACCCAGUGGCUGUGCGAUGGGCAGAGAGACUGCGAGGACGGAGCUGACGAGAUGGAGUGCGACUCGUCCUGCCUGUGGGACCAGUUCGCCUGCUCCGGGACCAGAUGCAUCACGCGGCACUGGGUGUGCGACGGGGAGGACGACUGCGGCGAUGGCACUGACGAAAACGAAGAUACGUGCGGUUCAGUGACAUGCGCUCCAGGUUUGUUCCACUGUGUGGGUUCCUACGCCUGCGUUUCAGGGCGAUGGCUGUGUGACGGCGAGAGAGAUUGUCCCGACGGCAGCGACGAACUCGAAGCAGCUGGCUGUGCUCUGAAUCACACCUGCUCGAGCGGGGCUUUCCAGUGUCAGAAUCAGAACUGUGUCCCUCAGCAGUUUGUGUGUGACCGUGAUGACGACUGUGGCGAUGGUACUGAUGAGUCUCCUGAAUGCGAAUACCGCCCAUGCGGAGAGGCGGAGUUUCAGUGCACAGACGGCCGGUGCCUACCCAGUGCCCAGUGGGAGUGCGAUGGCUUCCCCGACUGUCUCGACCAAUCGGAUGAGCUGCCGUUGAACCCGAAGUGUUCUGCCGCAGAAAGUUUGUGCAACGGGUCAGUCUUCAUGUGCGCCAAUGGACGCUGCAUACCCCUUGUGAGCGUGUGCAAUCUCCACGACGACUGUGGCGACCGCUCCGAUGAGAAGAACUGCAACGUCAACGAGUGCCUGAACAGACGCGUCAGCGGCUGCUCACAGGACUGCCAGGACUUGCCUGUAGGAUACAAGUGCACGUGCUGGCCGGGAUUCCGGCUGAAGGCAGACGGACGGACGUGCGUCGAUGUGGACGAGUGUACGGAAAGGUUCCCAUGCAGCCAGCAGUGUGUGAACACCUACGGCUCCUACAAGUGUGUGUGUGUAGACGGAUACCAGCGUCUGGACACAGACCCACACAGCUGCAGAGCUGCCUCGGCCGAAGAGCCGUUUCUGAUUCUCGCCGACCAUCACGAGAUCCGAAAGAUCAGUCUGGACGGAUCGAACUACACGCUGCUGAAACAGGGUCUCAGUAAUGUUCUCUCUCUAGACUUUGACUAUAGGAAGGAGCUGAUCUUUUGGAUUGACACCAGUAGACCCAGUGGACGCCGGAUAAACAGGAUGCGGCUCAAUGGGAGUGAUCUCAAGGUGGUCCACAGGGCAUCUGUGCCCAGCGCGCUGGCCGUGGACUGGAUCGGGAAGAACCUGUACUGGUGUGAUGGGGAGAGGAAGACCGUGGAGGUGGCGAAGGCCAAUGGCCUGUACCCGACUGUCCUCCUGAACUCCGGGCUGCGAAAGCCGUCUUCGCUGGCGCUGGACACGUUGACAGGGUACGCUUUCUGGAUCGACUGCUGUGAGCAUGCACACAUCGGCCGCAUGGGCAUGGACGGGAGCAGGCCCCGGGUCAUCGUGGACACGGCGGUGCAUGCGCCGUCGGCCCUCACCAUCGACUACAUCAGCCGGAGGAUCUACUGGGCGGACGAGAACCACGUGCUUUCCUCCGACAUGGACGGCUCCAGGAGACACAAAGUUCCUACCGAGGGCACGGGAGGGGUGACCAGCCUCGCCCUGUUUGAGGAUUUCCUGUACUGGAGCGACCAGAAGACCAAAACGCUGAGUCGCGCACACAAAACCUCCGGAGCCAGACGCUCGGAGCUCCUCAACUCCUGGCAGACCAUCCGCGACAUCAAAGUCUACCAUCCCCUCCGCCAGCCAGAUGUUCCGAAGCACCAGUGUCAGGUGACUAACGGAGGCUGCAGUCACCUGUGUCUGCUGUCUCCGGGCGGAGGCUACAGGUGUGCAUGCCCCACCCACUUUUAUCUGGCCAAUGACAACAAGACCUGCCUCUCUAAUUGCACUGCUAGCCAGUUUCGUUGCGGUACAGAUGAGUGUAUUCCUUUCUGGUGGAAAUGCGACACAGUGGAUGACUGUGGCGAUGGUUCAGACGAACCUGCAGACUGUCCGGAGUUCAAGUGCCAGCCGGGGAGGUUCCAGUGCGGCACGGGGCUGUGCGCACUGCCGCCUUUCAUCUGCGAUGGAGAGAACGACUGUGGAGACAACUCGGACGAAGCCAACUGCGACUCCUACAUCUGUUUGUCAGGCCAGUUUAAGUGCACACAGACUCACAAGUGCAUAGCGGUGAACCUGCGCUGUAACGGUCAGGACGACUGUGGGGACGGGGAGGAUGAGCAUGACUGUCCCGAAAAUACGUGCUCACCCUCCGAGUUCCAGUGCAAGACCACAAUGCAUUGCAUCUCCAAGCUGUGGGUGUGCGACGAGGACCCGGACUGCACGGAUGGCUCGGACGAGACCGACUGCGAUGAGAAGACGUGCGGUCCGCAUGAGUUCCGAUGUAAGAACAACAACUGCAUCCCCGAGCACUGGAGGUGCGACAGCCAGAGCGACUGUGGAGACAACUCCGACGAGGAGAACUGCAAGCCAGUGACGUGCACCUCGAAGGACUUCAUGUGCGCCAGCGGUGAGUGCAUCUCCGCCCGCUUCCGUUGUGACGGUGACCACGACUGCGCCGACAACUCAGACGAGAGAGGCUGUGAAAGCCAUUGUUCUGAGGGACAGUUCCAGUGUCAGAAUCACCUGUGCAUCUCUGCAAAGUGGCUGUGUGACGCACAGGAGGACUGUAAGAAUGGAGAAGAUGAGCUCAACUGCCAGCCAGCCAACACAGUCAUGACCGCUGGUCCAUCAUGCGGUGAGAGCGAGUAUGUGUGUGUAGGAGGAGGCUGUGUGUCGGCCAGUUUACGCUGUGAUGGGAAGAACGACUGUAUGGAUGGGUCUGAUGAGGUGGACUGUAUCCGUGACUGCAAGGAUGAGGAGUUUGUGUGUCGUAAUCGAGCACACUGCAUUCCCUCCCGAUGGCGCUGUGAUGGAGUCUUCGACUGCCUGGACCUCAGCGAUGAGGAGAACUGUGAAAAUGGCACCGUGGUGUGUCGCCCCGAUGAGUUUGUGUGCAAUAACACCCUCUGCAAACUGCUCCUCUGCCUGUGUGACGGAGAGGACGAUUGCGGCGACAACUCCGAUGAGGACGCAGAGAUGUGUGUAAAGAUGCUGUGUCCCCCCAGUAGACCUUUUCGCUGCAGGAAUGACAGAGUGUGUGUGCGGAUGGAGCAGGUGUGUAACGGAGGGAACGACUGUGGAGAUAACUCUGAUGAAGACAAUUGUGACGGGAGUGCCAGAGUGAGGCCGUGCUCUAAGUCUGAGUUCACCUGCCCUGGUGGCGGCUGCCUCCCCACCGAGCUGCAGUGCGACCUCUUCGACGACUGCGGAGACGGCGGCUCAGACGAGCGGGACUGCAAGCCGUGGGAUUGUGGAGGGCAAGCUAACCUGUGUGGGGACGACGCCUUCUGUAACCGCACGGCAGCCCAGUCUGUGUGUGAGUGUCGGGCAGGCUUCCAGAGAGACCGCAGGAGCAGGCAGUGUGAAGAGGUGGACGAGUGCUCGCUGUUCGGGACGUGCUCCCAGCACUGCAUCAACACCAAAGGCUCCUACAAAUGCGCCUGCGACGGGAAUUUUAAAGAGAUUGACGGCGAGUGCAUCACUAAAGGCCCGGAAGACCAGGUGCUGUACGUCGCCAACGAUACGGACAUCCACAGCUUUGUGUACCCGUUCAACCAGAGCCACGGGCACACCCAGGUCGCCCGGCUGGCGCCCAACGCCCGCGUGGUGGGCAUGGAUGCCCUCUUCCACCGGCACAAGUUUGUGUGGGCGACACAGUUCAACCCCGGGGGGGUGUUCUACCGGGAUCUCGGAGAGAGGAUGCCCAGCCGGGCCUCCAGUGGGGCCAUUUGCCCGGACUUCCGCCGGCCGCGGGACGUCUCGGCCGACUGGGUGACCGGGGCGCUCUACUGGACCGACCACUCCCGUAUGCACUGGUUCAGCUACUACACGGCCCACUGGAGGCGCCUACGCUACUCCGUCAACGUGGGCCAGCUCAGCGGCACCGCCUGCACUCGCCUCAUCACGGACCUCGCCGGAGAGCCCUUCGCCAUCGCCGUCAACCCUGCCCGAGGGAUGAUGUACUGGACAGUGAUUGGUGAGCGCUCCCACAUCGAGGAGGCAGCCAUGGAUGGCUCCCACCGCCGCGUGCUCCUCGAGAAGAACCUGCGCCGGCCCACAGGUCUGGCCAUCGAUUACUACGGCGGCCGCCUGUACUGGGCUGACUCGGAGCUCUCCGUCAUCGGCAGCCUGCGCCUCGACGGCUCGGACCCCCGGGCGUCUGCCACCGCGCAGCACGGCGUCUCUCGGCCGUUCCGCAUCGACGUGUUCGAGGACUACGUGUACGGCACGGGUAUGAGCGGUGCCGUGUUCCGCGUGCACAAGUACGGCAGACGGGGGUCGGAGGCGCUCCGUCUGCAGGUGGAGGGAGCCUCCAGCGUGCUGGUGUUCCACCGGUACAAGCAGCAAGAGGUGGUGAACCCCUGUCCCAAGCUGGGAUGCGAGUUCCUGUGCCUGUUGAACCCAAACGGGGCGAGGUGUGUGUGUCCUGAUGGCCAGUCUCUGAUCAACAGGACAUGUGUAGACACCAGCACCUCAGGCGAGCUGUGUACGCCAGCGUGUGAGAACGGAGGGCGGUGUGUGUUGAACGAGAGAGGGGAGGCUCGCUGUCUCUGCUGGCCAAACUACGCCGGCCAGCACUGUGAGCUCAGCCACUGCAAAGAACGCUGCGUCAACGGCGGCACCUGCACUGCAUCGCCACUAGGAAAGCCUGCAUGUCGCUGUGCUUUGGGCUUCACCGGGCCGCUGUGUGAGAGACGAGUGUGUGAUGGUUACUGCCUCAACAGUGGCACGUGCGACGUUACCCUCGGCAACCAACCCUUCUGCCACUGUCCUGCAGAGUACACUGGAGAGAGUUGCCGUUACCAUGUCUGCCACCAUUACUGUGUGAACUCCAAGGCCUGCACGCUCUCGAACUCCGGGGACGUGGAGUGCGUGUGUCCGACACGCUACGAGGGGCUGAGGUGUGAGGUGGACCGCUGUCUGCACUGCAGAGGGGCGCCAUGCAUCGUGGACAGCAACACUCGGGAUGUGUUCUGCAAUUGCACUAGCGGGAGAAUUGCGUCCAGCUGUCAGUUGUGUGAUGGUUAUUGCUAUAAUGGAGGCGUGUGCCACCUCGACUCAGAAACCUCCUUGCCCUUCUGCCAGUGCUCAGCAAAUUGGUCUGGCACACAGUGCGAGAGACCCGCCCCCAAGAGCAGCCGAUCUGACAAUGUCAGCGGAAGAAGCAUUGCCAUCAUUGUGCCCCUUGUCCUGCUGGUGAUGAUCGUAGCCACGGUGACGGUGGGCGUGCUCGUCUGCAAACGGCGCCAAAGGGGGAAGCACGUUCAGAGGCAGCCCAUGGCCAACGGUGGGAUCAACGUGGAGAUCGGGAACCCUUCCUACAACAUGUACGAGGUGGAACAUGACAGUCUCGUGGAUGUGGGCAGCUUUCUCCACCCUAGCUUCACCCUGGAUCCCCAGAAGGGCUGGUGCGUGAGGUCGAGUGACACGCGAAGCCUCCCUGCGCACACCCUGCCUGCUCCGAGAGUCCCCAGGGAGCUCAUUCCAGGACAGACCAUCAACUACCCCAGCCCCAUCUACGCGAAGAUGUACGCAGACAGCCAGCACUGUCGGACGCCCGUCAUCCGGCCGACCGAGAGAAGGGAGCUGUUCCCCAAUAGGCUGGAGGCAGUCAUCCGCGAAACAGCCGCCUAGACCCAGCUUGUACACAAAGCUCACUUAUUUUUUUCUAAAGACCUGUACAAAAUGUACAAAGGUGAAAUGAGACAAAUUUUUCUAUGUACAAUCAGGUUCUGAUGAUUGAACUUUAGUUUUGUUUGUUUCUUGUUAUGUCUGUGCCUCAUAUAAGCAUCUUGUUGACAACUUUGAACCCCCGAUUUAAUAAAUUUCUUUCUUUUUCGGUUGUUUCCAUUUGUUCUGUUCCCAUAUAAAUGCAGUCUAUUCUACACUAAGCUGCUCCACAUUACAUACAUGUAAAGACUGUUUAAAAGAGUUGAUGUAGGUUUUAUUUAAUGAUAUAUAUAUUACCAGCCAUGGUGGUAUUAUCGCCAUGCCAUAGAUAUUGUAUUUCCAAGUUGCCUCUAUCCAAAUGCUAGACAAAUAUCUGACAAAUAUUCACAUUUCACAGAUUUUAUUUUUGAUAUCAUUGAACGGUUCUGCUGAAGUGACGCCAAUGAUGUGGUGAGUUAUCUGACAUGCGAAAUACUUGGAAAUACUUGGUUAUAUUUGUGUGUUCUUUUGAACGAGCCAAACCAAAAAGGAAUCCAGGUCUAGGUGUUACAGCUUUACUCUUCACGACUAUUUGGUUUGUUUUUGUGUGUUUGUUUUUGUUUGUUUGCUUUUUCAUUGUAUACAAGUUUAAUUGCAUUACAGUAUCUAUACACAUCAGAUCUACAGCUUUUCCCAAACAGUGAUGGACACCUUUCGGCACACAUUCUCUGAUUUUAGGAACGUCUGGUGGAAAUUUGAUGCCUGAAUUUGAAAAAAAAAAAAAGAUCUAAUAUCCACUGCAGCAAGUUUAUGCACUUGGAGGUGUAAAAGUUUUAUAAUUUUAUAUUUGAUUUAUAUGUAUUAAGAGUAUUAAAUGUUGUACUUUUAUACAAAUUGUAGAGUUUGUUGGGUGCAUUGGUCCCACUUCACGUUUGGGUAGCAAUUAAAGUGAGUAAAUGAUGAAUGCUUAA
Messenger RNA from Electrophorus electricus (electric eel), 14851 nucleotides. Lineage: Eukaryota; Metazoa; Chordata; Actinopteri; Gymnotiformes; Gymnotidae. The record is from RefSeq and is a predicted model, not a curated record.